Molecule: messenger RNA, 776 nt
Organism: Capsicum annuum
Lineage: Eukaryota; Viridiplantae; Streptophyta; Magnoliopsida; Solanales; Solanaceae
Product: ARM REPEAT PROTEIN INTERACTING WITH ABF2
Molecular function (GO): protein binding
Source: RefSeq, a predicted model, not a curated record
GUCUAUCUGGGCGAGCAGUACGUAAAUAAUUCUACACUGUCUGAUGUAACAUUUUUAGUUGAGGGCAAACUGUUUUAUGCCCAUAGGAUUUGUUUACUAGCUUCUUCUGAUGCAUUUCGAGCUAUGUUUGAUGGUGGCUACCGGGAGAGAGAUGCCAAAGACAUAGAGAUCCCAAAUAUCCGAUGGGAUGUUUUUGAGUUGAUGAUGAGGUACAUAUACACAGGAUCUGUAGAUGUGAAUUUGGAUGUUGCACAGGAUCUUCUAAGAGCUGCAGAUCAGUAUCUAUUAGAGGGCCUUAAACGCCUCUGUGAGUAUGCCAUCGCACAGGAUAUAUCUGUGGAAAGUGUCUCUCUCAUGUUCGAGUUGUCGGAGGCAUUUAAUGCUUUGACAUUACGUAACGCUUGCAUUCUAUUCAUUUUGGAAAAGUUUGACCAAUUAAGCGUCAUGCCAUGGUACUCACAUUUGAUUCAACGUGUAUUGCCCGAGACUCGUAGUUACUUUGUAAGGGCGCUUAGCAGGGCUAAUCAAGCUGAUAUUAGAGUCUAGAUGUUUCAGAUUUAGUUUUGUUCUUUUAUUAAUUGUAAUCACGGCAGGAAGUAUGUAUAGGGGUGGCUACUAUUUGUAAUAGUCUCAAAAUGAGAGCUAAUGUAAAAUUCCACAUAAAUACACCAAUUUUAGAUCUCUGGAUGGUCAACGGAGCUUAUCAAGUAAGGUUUCAGCGUUUGCUAUGUUGUUACGACUGGUCUUUGAUGAGGUAAAAGAAUCAGUAUUUUUAU